UACGAUUAUUGUUGAAAGCCAUACAUUUCACUUAUGAUUAAGAGGGCAAAUUUUUUAUAUCCAGACACUUACCAAAAUCAUAAGUUUUGCUUACAGAUAUCAUUGAAUCAAAACUAUAACUAUCGUAUGUUUGCUCUUAUUGAAAUCAGUUACUGAAACUUAUAGAAAUCAAUAUUGGUAAUUAUGAAUAUCAUGUCGCAAGCAAAAUGAUAUUCGUAUUCAUAUAUUGUUGAUUAUUUAUGGCAUAAUUCUGCUCCUACUCAUGUCAUGUGUCUUGAAUUAUACGCGUAAAUAAAAUGAUCGAUAUCUCUUCAUCGACCACAUGGGAUAAAGUGACAAGGAGCAUAUUCAACUGUACUUUCAUAUAAUAAUGCAAGAUUGCAUGAUUUGUUUUCACCACACAAUGCAGUCAAACUUGCUUCUUGUCACUUUUAUGAUUAACGCUAGAUCAAUUAAGAGGAAUCCAUCAUUUUACUUACGUAUAAUUCCAUCGUUGUUGUUGAUUUGGGAGAAUUCAUGGGCACUUAAAUAAAAUCAAUUUGAUUUUGAGUGUCCGACAGCUCCGAAAACUGAUCUGUAAGUAAUGCUUGUUUGUCUAAGACGCAGCAUGCUGGAAUCCAUACCCUCAAUGUAAAGAUUUUCAUAGAUUUUUAUUAUGGUUUUUUCACAAUCAUGUCACUUAUGUGAAUCUUAAGUUGUAGAUAUGGAACGCGUUCGCGACAACUAUGAAAUUAGUAAGCGAGUAAUGAAACAUGAAAAUCGUCCGUUCAUAAGUUGCGACUUAUUCAAUUCCUAAGUAUUUUUGCCUCAGUGCAGCAACCAAACCACCGAAAGCCGACGAAACCGCUCGGUACUCUCACGCGAAUAGCCAUUUCCUUGUGUAAAGCCGAAUGAGCAGCAGUGAAGUUUUUUCGAUCGUUCCGUAAUAAUCAGUGUGAUUGACGAUUAAAAUGGACGGAAAGGACAAAGAUCAACUUAUUACGCGAUUCUGGAAACGGAUGGAUGAAAAGAUUGGCGUCGUUCCUGAGAAUGUGAAAACCGUCGUCAAUCUCCUUGAACUCGUGGGUACCAGUUGGCUUGGCGAUAUUACCGCUGCAGACGUUUCUGAUCUUGAAGAGCAAGUAUGCCGCUUCGGGAAGCACCUCUGCAAGGUAGACGACAAUGACGACGAUGACAUGGAAAACGCUUUAGGAUUUGAAGAUGGGUUGCGAUCGUUCAAAUUUACGAUGAUUGAAAAAAAGUCCCUCGUAGCGGUAGCUGGCGCUGUGAAGCAGUACGGUGUUCACUACUUCACCAAGAUGUGAAAAUUGCAAGGAAAACACUGAGAAAUCUUGACAUUCAUAAGGAUUUAAGCGCCAAAUACUGAGUUGUAUUUUGUAUGUAAGUUCCAAACGAAGUGUUGGCUAUAAUAAAGGCAAAACAAUAGUCUU
Aedes albopictus (Asian tiger mosquito) is the source of this 1430-nucleotide messenger RNA. RefSeq lists its product as uncharacterized. The transcript is spliced from 2 exons. Lineage: Eukaryota; Metazoa; Arthropoda; Insecta; Diptera; Culicidae. The record is from RefSeq and is a predicted model, not a curated record. Bases 951 to 1304 code for a protein of 117 amino acids.